Messenger RNA from Dacryopinax primogenitus, 1400 nucleotides. RefSeq names its product Formyltransferase. Gene Ontology annotation, molecular function: methionyl-tRNA formyltransferase activity. Lineage: Eukaryota; Fungi; Basidiomycota; Dacrymycetes; Dacrymycetales; Dacrymycetaceae. The record is from RefSeq and is a predicted model, not a curated record. The transcript is spliced from 8 exons. Gene Ontology annotation, biological process: conversion of methionyl-tRNA to N-formyl-methionyl-tRNA; biosynthetic process. Gene Ontology annotation, cellular component: mitochondrion. The coding region runs from base 335 to 1309 and encodes 324 amino acids.
AAGAACCCAAAAUCUUCGGUGGUGCCUCUGGCAGACACGCAAUCCGUUCAUCUACCAUUCAGCCAAUGUGUCACGGAGACAUCAAACCACGCAAAUUGUCAAGAAGCCCAUACACACUUCCGCAACAAAUGUCCCCUUCAGAAUACAGUUCUUCGGCAGCGAUGAGUUUUCGAUCGAGGUUCUGAAGGCCCUUCUAGAGGCCAGAGAUGUUUAUCAGUCUAUCAAAGUCAUCCACACUGGUAUCAAGGCACUGCCCAGCCAAGUUCACAAAGGAUGGGACAUCUCGCAGACCUAUACUCCCGAAAUUCUGAACUUUUCACAAGCUCAGAAUAUAAUGCAUGAAGAAUAUGACUCAUCCAUCAGUCUUUCUAGUUCACAUCCCGGACUCCCAGCGAGAGAAGAGACCAGGUCAUCAGAACUAUCUCAUCUGGAUCAGCCAUCGCUAGUGGACGACAUGAAGAGAAGGAAGGACCCGUUAGAAGGAGGGGACAUGAUGGUGGUAGCUUCUUUUGGACGGAUACUACCCCCGGAGCUGUUGAACCGCUUUGCCCAUAAUCGCCGACUCAAUGUGCACCCGUCCCUGCUUCCAAAGCUUCGCGGUGCAUCCCCUAUCCAAAUGGCUAUAUACGAGGGUCAUGCCAGAACUGGGGUGUCGAUCAUUGGAGUGGAAGAGAAAGUGGACGCUGGUGCCAUCUGGGCUCAAGAUCCAAUUGGCGUAUAUUCUGAUGAUACAUUCCUGAAACUUCGAGCCAAACUUGGAGCAUUGGGAGGACGAUUACUGGUCGAUGUCCUGCGCAAGAUGUUGAUCAAUCAGGCCGUCAGUCAUCCACAAGGGAGUGGGGCAACAUAUGCGCCUAAAAUCACCGACAGUUUAUCGAAAGUAAACUGGAACACGAUGACCGCCACCCAGGUGUCACGUAUUUGGCGAGCAAUUGGGCAUGCUCAUCCACCGAAAUCCACCUUCUUAUCAAAGAACGGGCAGUACAAGACGUUUCGGAUGAUUGGUGUUCAAGAGGUACAGAACCCAGUUGCCGACCUCAAGAAACCCGGCUCUGCCACCUUUGUCAAGAAAACAGCUAUGUACCACGUGCGCUGUGCUGAAGGGACUGAAAUUGGGUUCAAGAUUGCCCAUACUGAAGGCGCAGCGAUGGCUGGGGUAAAGCAAUGGCGAAAUGGGCUACCAAAAGCUGUCAUGCGAUUUGGCAAGAGUUCUCCAAGCGAAACGGACUACGAACCCCAAGAGUAUGAUAUCAUCCAUCCCCACCGGGCGGGACCUUCUCCUUUUUACACCCAGGCAGUGCCGCUAUAAUAUACUACUGUGCUUAUCGGAAUGGAAGCCACACAUGGUAUGAGGCGAACAUAGUUGUUACCCAGCAGGGCAAGUAACCCAUGAACAUUGG